CUUCCUUCCUCUUCCUUUUCUUUUUCCAACCUUCUUUUUUUAAUUUAUACCGCUCAUGGUACGCGCUAAAAAACAAUCCACUCCUGAGGUGGAAAGACUUGUAUCCAAGUUUUUCAAAGAAGACACUGCAAAUCCUUGCAAGGCAAAGCAAUCCUCUGUCGCCUGGCGCAAUGCCAAUGUUCCCGAAUGCAUUCAAAUAAGACCCAUCCUGGAAAAACUGCGUAACUUGAAGCCAAUUGUUGAAGACUCUGCAGAAAAUGAGGGCGACUUUUGGAAGCUCUCCAGUAUGGAAACUGAAGAGAUCGAGACGAUACGUAAAGACAAUGUGUUUGGCGAAGAAGUGACAGAAGCGGAUAUGGAUAUUAUUCAAAAGCGAGUGGCGCUUCAACAACGACAAUUCAAGGAAUUUGAGCGCAGAGACAAAGCUCGCAAGUACAAAAAGAUCAAGGCCAUGUUCGAUUACCUCACUGCUGAAGAGAUCGAUGAAAUGCUGAUCGAUUGUGAAAACGAUGAGGAUGAAGUGAUUGUGCGUAUGACGCAAAUCGGAUAUGUACUGGGUAUCCGCAAAGUCAUUGCUACGAAACAUGCCCCUGAAGUGGAAACAAAACAACAAUUUAUGACGGAAGAGCAGCAGACAGCCUAUCAACAGCUCUUGAAAAAACGUUCCGAGACGCUAAAGAAGACGACGAAUGAUACAGCCAAAAAGCAAUAUCGCAUGGGUGGACGACUCGCUUUGGAUGACGCGCUCAAGCAGGUCCAAGAAAAUCAAAUUGAUCCCGAAAAAGCGUUCGAAGGAUGGUCCCAGGCUCGAAUUCGCGCGUACCAAAUGAUCGAUCAGAAUCCCAACAGCUACUAUUACCGAUUCAACGCACCUGGUGAAAUUCAGCGAAAGGGCCAGUGGGAUGAAGAUGAGAGAAAGGUGUUCUUUGCACGAUUGGAAGAAGUUGGUGCAAAUGGACAAUGGGGUAUCUUUGCAAUGAAGGUUCCUGGUCGAGUAGGCUAUCAGUGUUCCAACUUUUAUCGUCUUCUAGUUGAAACUGGAGAAAUCAAUGAUCCAAACUACGUUCUCGAUGAAAAGGGCAAGGCACACUAUCUCUUUGACAAAAAAACAGCAAAUGGCCAAGUGGAGAAAACUUUCCGUACACACAGUAAACACGGCACAGGACGAGCAUCGGGGGUCCCAUCCUCAUCGCGGUCUGCAGGAACACGUACUAAAUCCACUCGAGCCUCGCCAAGCGCCGACAGAAAGACAAAGCGAAAGAAAAGAAAGACUCGCGGCUGGGACAGCGAUGAUGACGCAUCGGAUGACUUUGAAGACUACAAUGAUAACUCUGGCACCUAUACAAUGAGCACACGAACACGAUCCGGCCGGCGCACUCGAUCGCGAUUAAUGGAAGAGGAUAAUGAUACUAACCAAGACGAAGAGUCCGGAGAUGCUGAUAGCAAUGAAGACAGCAAUGUGGAUAAUCCGCUUCCUGGAUUUAUCGACCCCAUUACGCUGGAUGACGUGGUGAAACCGGCAAUAUCCAAGUAUGGCCAUGUCAUGGGAUAUGAUAGCUGGGUCCGUUGUCUUACGAAUUGGGAGGGCAAAAAGAACAUUUGUCCUUUAACAAAGAAGCCGAUGACAAAGCGCGAUUUGGUGGUACUGACACUGGAGAACAUCGAUGAGUACAGGGAUCAAAUUAUCAACAUGUAGAUUUUAUUUAUAAGCCAUCGUCGUCUUUGAUUCCCAUACAUCAUUUGCUUAUCCGCACAUCGCAUUGAAACCCUCAUUAAUAUUUCACCUUUGCUUGAUAAUGAAACUGCUGAAUGGAUCUUCAUCUUUUUUUAAUAUAUAUUUCCAGCUUCCUUUUUCUAUUAAAUUAGCCUUGUAUUCAAGCAAAG
Molecule: messenger RNA, 1884 nt
Organism: Zychaea mexicana
Lineage: Eukaryota; Fungi; Mucoromycota; Mucoromycetes; Mucorales; Lichtheimiaceae
Exons: 11
Coding region: 56-1696 (546 amino acids)
Source: RefSeq, a predicted model, not a curated record